Messenger RNA from Anopheles coluzzii, 507 nucleotides. Its product is annotated as larval cuticle protein A3A-like. Gene Ontology annotation, cellular component: extracellular matrix. The record is from RefSeq and is a predicted model, not a curated record. The coding region runs from base 1 to 507 and encodes 168 amino acids. The transcript has 2 exons. Lineage: Eukaryota; Metazoa; Arthropoda; Insecta; Diptera; Culicidae.
AUGAAGUUCCUAGCCUUGUUCAUCUCUUUGGAGCUCUUAUGCUUCGCCUACGCUCAGGAUACAAAAUUGUCCGAAGAACGCAAACUAAUCUCAUACGAAACAAAAGUCUUCCACAAAAUCCCCGAGCACACCAUAGUGGAGGAAAAAAUCGAAGAACUGAAAAAGAUUUCCCCAAUCGAGAAGAAAGAAACGAUCGUUGAGGAAAAGUCAUCCGGCCCGAGCUAUGAGUUCGGUUACGGCGUGAAAGAUCCAAUCAGCGGCGAUCAUAAAGAUCAGUGGGAAAAGCGGCAGGGUGAUCAUGUGAAGGGAGCGUAUCGAUUUGACGAGUCCGAUGGUACGCAGCGCAUUGUGGAGUACGAAGCAAGCGGCAAGAAAGGGUUCGAAGCGACGGUUAAGAACGUUGAGAAGAAGGUGGAAGGCACCGAGGAAGAUCCGUCGAUCGUUGAAAAGAAGAAGCAGGGCAAGGUGGCUCACAGUUACAGCUAUCUGAAGAGAACUGGCCACUAA